GUGUGUCAGUUGUAAAAUUCUUUGCAGUUAAUGGGACCGAGCGUACAGCCCAGCUAAAAGAACAGGAGCAGGGAAGGUGUUUUUUUUAACCAGCUGUGUGCCUCCAGCCAACAGACUCUCUCUCUCUCUCCCACUCACUGUCUCUCUCUCUCCCCAUCGCACACCUGUACCCUUCUCCCUAGGCUGCGGGAUAACACCAUUACAACUUCUCCGGCUAAUACUGGGACGGAUCUGAAGCAAUAGAAAAGGUUGUCACUGUGCUACUUGUGCAGCCAUGCGCGUGUUCAUCUUGCUGGCAUUCCUGAUAGCAGCCUCCUGGGCUAAGCCAUUUCAUCAGACACAGUUCCUUGACUUUAUGCUGGAGGAUGAAGGAUCCGGUUUAUUCCCUGAUAAUGAAAUGCCUAUGUGCCCAUUUGGGUGCCAGUGCCACCUCCGAGUGGUGCAGUGUUCUGACCUAGGUCUAACCACAGUGCCCAAGGACAUUCCCAAAGAUACUACACUGCUGGACCUGCAAAACAACAAGAUCACAGAGAUAAAAGAAAAUGACUUCAAGAAUCUAAGAAACCUUAAUGCUCUGAUCCUGGUGAACAACAAAAUCGGCACAGUGCACCCCAAGGCCUUCGCACCCCUGGUGAAGUUGCAGAGACUUUACUUGUCCAAGAACCUGCUGAAAGAAAUCCCAGCCAACAUGCCCUCAUCACUGCAUGAACUCCGCAUCCAUGAGAAUGAAAUCACCAAAGUGAAGAAGAAUGCAUUUGACAAUCUAUCGCAGGUGUACGCCUUAGAAAUGGGCAGCAACCCUUUGAAAAAUUCAGGUAUUGACGGUGGUGCCUUUAAUGGAUUGAAAAAGCUUUCUUUCAUUCGACUGUCGGAUGCAGCCCUCACAGCUAUUCCCAAAGGUCUUCCAGCAUCUCUAUCUGAAAUUCAUCUUGAUGGCAACAAAAUCACUCGGGUCAAAGCUGAUUCGCUGAAGGGUCUGAAGAAUCUGGUCAGACUGGGCUUGAGUUUCAAUGAGAUUUUCAGUGUGGAUAAUGGCUCACUAGACAAUGCACCGUACCUGAGGGAACUUCACAUGGACAACAACGCCCUCAUCAAAGUGCCAGCUGGCUUGGCUGACCAUCGGUUUAUCCAGGUGGUGUAUCUCCAUAACAACCUGAUCUCAGCAGUGGGCGUUAAUGACUUCUGUGGGCUCGAUUACUAUGCAAAGAAGAACCUGUAUUCGGGGAUUAGCCUCUUCAAUAACCCUGUCCCAUACUGGGAGAUCCAGCCAAUUACUUUCCGCUGUGCCACGAAUCGCGCAGCCAUCCAGCUCGGCAACUUUAAGUAAAACAUUUUCCAGUUGGCGAGGAGGAGAAUUCGCAUGCAGUGCUGAGUACCCCUUGUACAAUUUAAAGCAAUAAAAACUAAAUAAGACCAAACAUUCCCAAGAGCUGCCUGGAGGUGCAAGCCUACAUCUGACCAAACAGAAAAGGUGCUACUAAAAUACCUUCAUUAUCUUCCUGACCUAAAUAUAGAAACGAGCAUUUUCGCAAGCUUUUAUUUCCCAGCCGUACACUUACUCCUAGAGGCACUAGUGUGUUUCAUGUUCCAAAUGAACCCCUCCCAUCAGCCAGUAAUUUAUUAUCCAUUGCUUACAGUGACCUGUCAGCCACAUCCUGUGGCUAACCAUUCCUUGUCCACCCUCUGAGGGAGGUGUAUUGCUAAAUAUCACACUGUUCGCUUUUCUAAGUGAUGACCCCCCAGCCAAAUUCUUCAACGUUUCCUUGGAAAUGCUUCUUGUCUGGUUCCUGGGGAAAGCCUUUGUGUAUUGGGUGGGGUCAGGGAGGCAAGGGGAAGAGACGGUUUGAUUGAUUGAAGUUUGUGGCUCUCCCAUUCUUUGCAAACUGUAUGUAUCAUAAGCAGCAUGUUGGUGCUCAUCUGGUUAAAAUGAGAACUAUACAAAAAUAUAUCAUAAGCUCCA
Molecule: messenger RNA, 1960 nt
Organism: Hemiscyllium ocellatum (epaulette shark)
Lineage: Eukaryota; Metazoa; Chordata; Chondrichthyes; Orectolobiformes; Hemiscylliidae
Product: decorin-like
Exons: 8
Coding region: 275-1327 (350 amino acids)
Molecular function (GO): protein binding
Source: RefSeq, a predicted model, not a curated record